AUGCGUCCAUCGCAUAUAUUCUCCCUCCUGCUACUGCUGCUAGCCCCAGCUAUACAGGCGGCGGUCCUGGCGAUAGAUUACGGAGCGGAAUUUACGAAAUUAUCAUUGAUCAAACCCGGUGUACCAUUCGAUGUGGUGCUGGACAAAGAUAGUAAGAGAAAGAUAUCGAGUGUGGUAGGAUGGAAGAGGGAUGAUAGGGUUUUUGGAGCAGAGGCUAAGAUGGCUGCCACACGUUUCCCCGACACUCAUUUCCCAUAUGUCAAACCCCUUCUCGGAUCCACUUCUCAACUUCAACUUCCCCUUCAUCCUAAUCAACCAUCACUCACAGACGACGGUGUGCUCAUCUUCCCUCAUCCUUCUGCACCAUCCCACAUCUCCCCCUGCGCCUCUUCCCCCGACCAAUUUUGGACACCUACUGCCUUGUUAGCUCAUCAAAUAUCGUAUUUCCGACAUCUCGCCGAAACCCUCUUACCAGCUGGAUCAACCGCCGAAUCGAUAAACCAGGUGAUAGUGACCGUUCCAGCAUGGUGGGAUCAUUAUCAGCGCAAGGCGUAUAAAGAUGCAUUGGAACUACAAGGGUUAAGUUGUUUAGCGAUGAUAGGGGAAGGUACCGGUGUAGCAUUGAAUUACGCCAUGACUAGGACAUUCCCAGAUUACAACCUCGAGACUGGUGAGGGAUCAAAGGAAUAUCAUGUCAUAUAUGACUCGGGUGCAUUAUCAACAACAGCUACAGUCUUGGCUUUUUAUCAAACCAGUUAUCUACCUACACCUAAAUCGAAAACUCCCAUAAACACCACACACAUCGAAGUUCUCGGUACGGGAUAUGAACAAGUGGGUGGAGUAUUGCUGGAUGUUUCUAUCCAAGAUCUAUUAGUUGAGGAUUUCAUCAAGAAGAGCGGUCAGAAAGGUGUUAAGAAUGAUAAGAAGGCUUUGGCGAAAUUGGCAAGAGAAGCAAAUAGAGUGAAACACAUCUUGAGUGCUAACCAAGAGGCCAACGUAGCUAUCGAAUCACUCUACAACGACGUCGACUAUCGAUCAAAGAUCUCGCGAGCUUCCCUCGAAUCGUCUCUCGAAUCAUCCAUUCCCUUGUUUUCCCAUCCCGUCACCUCAGCUCUCACUUCCGCUGAGCUGUCCCUCAACGACAUCAACUCUGUCAUCUUAUUCGGGGGUAACACCAGGGUGCCUCUAGUUCAAAACACCUUGAAAUCCGUGUUAGGUGGUAAAGACGAUCUGAUCGCUCAAAAUGUAAAUACCGACGAAGCUGCUGUGUUAGGUGCGGCUUAUUACGGUGCAGCACUGAGCAGACAAUUCAAGAUGAAAAACCUCAACGUCACGGAAAGAUCCUUCUACGACAUCAUCAAGGAUGGCAAAGACGGCGAAGUCAUCUUUGAGAAAGGAACUAAACUAGGUGAAAGGAAAAUCUUGACUUUACCUGUACCUGCCAAAGGUGAAGAUGAGGUAACCUUAGAAUUCUCACAAUCCACUCAUCCUGCAUCACCUGGACAAUCGACAACGAAAGUGGAGAAUGAUCAAGCUCAGACUAAACCUAUCUUAGCGUUGACGAUCAACGACAUUCAAAAAUCGUUGAAGAAUUUAACAACUCCUCAACCUGUCAUUCAAGUUACGUUGAGACUCGAUCCCAGGGGAUAUCUGUCAGUCGCCAACGCCGUUCUCACUUCCAACGUCACCGAACCUGAAGACAAGGAAGGCGGAGUGGCUGGUGCUUUGAAAGGAUUAUUCGGCGGUAAGAAGGAUGACACCCCGUCAGAGGACAAUACCACGGAGGAUGAUGAGGUACAGGAUCAGACGAAGGAUGCCAAGACAAAGUCUAAAAAGCAAAAGAUAGCUUUGAGAUUUAAAGAGAAACAUAUCGGUCUCAGACCCAUGACAGGUGAAGAGAAGAGGACGACCCAAGCUAGACUCCAAUCAAUCGCAGCCUACGAAUCCGCCAAAUUCGCUCGUGAGGAAGCACGUAACCUCCUCGAAGGGUAUUUAUACCGAUUAUCAGGUCUACUUAGUCCCGAUUCAGAUAUCAAGGCCUUGCAUGAAUAUGCCACCCAAGCUGAGAGAGAUAAGAUCAGAGAUCUGGUGGAUAAGACGAUGGAAUGGUUGGGUGAUCAUGCCGAGACGGCUGAUGAGAAGACUUUGAAAGGGAAGAGGUCGGAUUUGGAAUCCCUCGAACUACCCAUCCUCAAACGAUACAAAGAAUACCUCCACCGACCCAAAGCUCUCGAAGCCUUCCAACAAGCAAUGUUCGCCUCUCGCUCUUUCCUCAGUGAAGCUCGUAAGAAUAAUACGGAAGCUCUGAAAGCUGCUGGGUCGGCUACAGAUGAAAAUCCUGCUAUACCACCUAAAUAUACUGAAGAAGAGUUGAAGGACGUGGAAGAUCAGAUGAAAGAGAAUGAGCAGUGGAUAGACGGGUUGAUGAAAGACCAAGUGAAGAUUGAAGAUGAUAAGACCAAGGAUCCGGUUAUCAUGGCUGGGGAUCUGGAUGAGAGGGGUAAAAAGUUACAGAUGACUGUCCUCCGACUGAUCAACAAGAAACCACCCCGUCGACCUCGGCCUUCUUCUUCAUCUUCCUCCGCCACCACUUCGACGACACUAGCCAGCCCAACAGAUCAUGGACCGGAGGUAGUUGAGUCGACACAUAGCGAGGCUAUCCCUACCACCUCAAUCACAUUGGCCAAACCGACCGACAAAGGACCUGAACUGGAGGAUGUCACUCAAGAGACGGGCAAUAAGUUGGGUAAGACGUCUAUCUCGAAAGCUGCUCCGACGGAUAAAGGGCCAGAUCCACCAAAGCAUGUUGAGCUGUAG
Kwoniella botswanensis is the source of this 2817-nucleotide messenger RNA. RefSeq lists its product as uncharacterized. Lineage: Eukaryota; Fungi; Basidiomycota; Tremellomycetes; Tremellales; Cryptococcaceae. Gene Ontology annotation, biological process: endoplasmic reticulum unfolded protein response. The record is from RefSeq and is a predicted model, not a curated record. The coding region runs from base 1 to 2817 and encodes 938 amino acids. Gene Ontology annotation, cellular component: endoplasmic reticulum chaperone complex. The transcript has 6 exons. Gene Ontology annotation, molecular function: ATP binding; ATP-dependent protein folding chaperone.